AUGGCUCCAACACAGGCGUCUGCGCGCCCUCAAAGUCUACCGACAUUGCUCGAGAUUCUGAAUAAUUGUCUGUCGACAACUGCCUCCUCUCUACCCAAGCCACACAAGGAUGCGCCCUCCGAUGUCACGAUCGAGCCUCCCAAAGACGGCAUUUCUCUCCUCGACACCAAGAGCGAAAUCCUUCUUUCCUACUUGCAAAAUCUCAGCCAAUAUACAGACAACUCCCUCGAAGAUGACAUUCGCAAGAAAUUGAUUGAGCUUCGGGUAUUCCUCGAGCGUGGUGUCCGUCCUUUGGAAGGACGAUUGAAGUACCAGAUAGACAAGGUCAUCAAAGCUGCAGAGGAUGCGGAGCGGACAGAGAAGGCUCAGCCGACCAAGACGAAGAAAAGCCGCAAAGCUACGACAUCAGGCAGCGAAGCAUCAUCGGAUGAAGACGAAGAUGUAAGCGGUAGCGAGAAUGAGGAGGACAUCGAUGAAAUGGCGUACCGACCCAAUGUCUCUGCCUUCUCCAAGGGAGUGGCCGAGCAGAAGAAGGCCCGUCCCUCUAAGGGUGCUGUCGAGGGACCCGGAGACGGCAUUUAUCGCCCCCCGAGGAUCAUGCCAACUUCCUUGCCUACGACAGAGCGUCGCGAACGCCAGGACCGCAGACCCAUUAGAUCCAACGUCAUCGACGAAUUUGUCAGCGCUGAAAUGUCGUCUGCACCCAUGGCUGAGCCCAGUAUCGGCAGCACAAUCAUUGAUGGUGGCCGAACGGUCAAGUCAAAGAAGGACCGAGAGCGCGAGGCAGAGCGUACCACCUACGAAGAGACCAACUUUGUCCGAUUGCCGAAGGAGACAAAGAAGGAAUUGGCGAAACGGGGUCGCGGAAAGGAUACCACGUACGGUGGUGAUGAAUGGAAGGGGCUUAAUGAAGGCGCGGAUAACAUCGAACGUCUUACCCGGAGAUCCAAAAGCAACGGAGCCGCACUCGAGAAGAGUCGGAAGCGAGUCCGCAACGAGGACGGGCAACGCGGUGAUGGUGUCGGCAUGGGCCAGAUUUUCGACAAGCGACGAAAGAAGGUUGACAGCUGGAAGCGGUAA
Penicillium psychrosexuale is the source of this 1080-nucleotide messenger RNA. RefSeq names its product small subunit rRNA maturation protein LCP5 (gene lcp5). Lineage: Eukaryota; Fungi; Ascomycota; Eurotiomycetes; Eurotiales; Aspergillaceae. The record is from RefSeq and is a predicted model, not a curated record. The transcript is spliced from 2 exons. Gene Ontology annotation, biological process: maturation of SSU-rRNA from tricistronic rRNA transcript (SSU-rRNA, 5.8S rRNA, LSU-rRNA). Gene Ontology annotation, cellular component: nucleolus; small-subunit processome. Bases 1 to 1080 code for a protein of 359 amino acids.